AUGUCCGGCCUCGACGCGCCGGAAAUCGCGGCCGCCUACGAGGCCGUUCGCUCCGACAAAGACGAGACCAAUUGGCUUCUUAUAUCCUACGCCGCGGCAGUUGGCAACAAGCUGACGCUGACGAAGACAGGCACCGGCGGCCUGUCCGAGCUAGCUGCCGAGCUCGAUGACACUCAAGUGCAGUACGCGUACGCGCGGGUCGAGUACGCCAACGAUGCCGAGAGCAAGCGCGUCAAGUUUGCGAUGAUCAUUUGGAUCGGCUCCAGUGCCAAAGUCAUGCGAAAAGCGCGAGCGAGCAUCGAGAGCGGGGAAGUCAAGAAAGUGCUGAGCCACCACAGCGUGCAGGUGGACGCGAGUGACAGGUCAGAUCUGGAUGAGAAGGAUAUCGUUGCAAGGCUACGGCGGGCUGGAGGUGCAGACUACAAUGGUGGGAGAGGCUGA
Molecule: messenger RNA, 441 nt
Organism: Phaeoacremonium minimum UCRPA7
Lineage: Eukaryota; Fungi; Ascomycota; Sordariomycetes; Togniniales; Togniniaceae
Product: putative cofilin tropomyosin-type actin-binding protein
Exons: 1
Coding region: 1-441 (146 amino acids)
Biological process (GO): regulation of actin filament polymerization
Cellular component (GO): cortical actin cytoskeleton; plasma membrane; actin filament
Molecular function (GO): actin filament binding
Source: RefSeq, a predicted model, not a curated record